AUGGAUGUUCUUAUUGUAGAACUUCUGCGAACUGUAAGGAAGCCUCCCGAAACAAUUCAUGUUUAUACUGAACCUCCAUCUGAAAGUGAUCUAGAAGACUCCACCCACGCUUUACUCCCAAGGAACCGAAAAAGAAGAGAUCCAAGGUCGGGAGUACAUAUCAUAGACCCCGUUCAAAAGAAAUCUACACCGACUGAGCCUGAUUCUAUGGCUCACAACAUACCAAGCCCGUUCACUGAAUCCAUUCCUAUGGAUCAAGAUUUUGAAAGCCCAAUUGUUGAAGAAGAAGUCAUACCUUCGGAAGGAGCUCAAGCUUCAAGAGCUCAUUUGAAACACCUGAGCUGGACAUCCACAAAGGACAUUCGUAUCAGCGAGCUUGAGAAAGAGAACUCCAACAAAGCUUCAAAUAUCUUACAACUUCAAGCAGAUCUUGGUGGUCUAACGACUCUAUUCUUUGACCUAAAACAGUUCCUAUUUCAAAAGUUUGGUGAUAAAUUUCAACCUUUGAGCGUUGAAGGAGAAAAGAUCACUGCUUCUAGUUCUAGUCCAGCCAAUCCAACUUCUCAACCUACAAGUAAAAGAGCUGCAAGACCUGCUCCGGAUGCUAAUAUUGAUAUAUUUUUAUCUUUUGGUCCUCCUUCUGCUCAAGAAAGAAAAGAGAAGAAAAUCAAGGUUGAGCAGCUGAAAGGGAAGCUGCUCUUGAUGAAUCAUUCAGACCAAAAUGCUCCAAGUGAUCACCCUAAGAUGUUUUUCAGGGAAACUGGAAAGAAAUUCAAAGAUAAAUAG
Molecule: messenger RNA, 786 nt
Organism: Lactuca saligna
Lineage: Eukaryota; Viridiplantae; Streptophyta; Magnoliopsida; Asterales; Asteraceae
Source: the annotation of a GenBank genome assembly